UGACAUUCAUUUGUUUCAGGUUAGCCGACCAAUCAGCAUACGAAUACUGUUUUGGGCGGCAAUUAGUCUGUAGUUUCCUCUCUUUGGGGUAACAAGUCGUUUUUGUUCCGGAGUGUCUCACGUUUCUGAGUGUGCUACUAGGCUUGCUUAUGGCUUUCAGUAACUGAUACACUGAUUCAAAGUAAUAUGGAGAAAAAAUUCUUUGGGUUCCCCCAACCCAAGUUUAUGACAAAAAAACCUCCCCAAGAAAAGAUCAGUGGGCCUGAUUUACCAUUCAUUGCUCACGUGGUUAGUUCAUCACCACACAAGCCUCCUCACUCGGAAACUCUGAAACCUGGUACUGAAUUAGAAGAGCUGACCCCUCAAGAAUCUAUAUUCAGCUCCCAUGUCCCCAGUAUCUUUCAGCGCCCGUUCAAUUCACCCACCGUAUCUGGUGCAAAUCAAUCUUUUUCGCCUUCAAGCCUUGCCGCCGAAUUUCCUUUUACCCCUAGAAGGAAGCUAACAAAGACAUUUGUUGCCAAACCUAUAUUUCCUGUUUCGCCUGUAGUGGCUUCAUCGCCAUGUGCACCAUCACAACCUGCAACUUUGGUAUCCAGCAAUGAAGUAGAAAAACCUGUUAUCCAUAGGCAACAAUUGAACGCCUCGUUUCCCAGUUUUUUCCAUCGUCCGUCUUCAGAGUCUGUUUUCACACCCAAGCGAAACCAAAUCAAAGUUGAGAUAAACCUUGAAGAUUCUUCCCCAAUAUCAUCUCCCACUAAUCAUGCGGAGGGUAAUACUAGGCGUUUCAGCACAAAAUCACUUUUUCGUGGAAGCCGCUUUUCACGCGUGAACUCUGAGCAAUUAUCUGCUGAAACUGGCGAACAACGAGCUGAAAAUGAAAAUACUGCAGCAAAAGAGGUUGAGGUUUCUGAGCAUCCAGGCUUCUACCAGUUUCCGUUCAGUAAAACAAUGAAUGGGGAAAAAUCAUAUUUUGAGGAAGAAGAAAGGAAAACUGAGUCGAACUGGGUAGAUGCAACUAAAUCUGAUGAACGCAAAACUUCAUUCGAAAGUAAAUUACAAUCAUUUACUAGCCAAUUGUUAGCAGCUGCUGAUGAGGCUCAGUCAAAUGUCAAAGCCGAAAAUGCAUUUUUAAAAAAGGAAUUGAGCAGAUCACAACAGCACAUCGUUAAUUUAGAAGCGCAGUUUGAUCAGUUGGAAAGAAACCAGUCAGAGACUAUAAAGAAAGCCAAUCACUUGUCGGUAGAGAAAGAGACUUUUAGUGGCCAUCUUAGGAAUUUGCAAGAACAAAUGUCUGCUGUAGAGGAAGAACUUGGGAAGAAGCAAAACCAAUACGAAGAGAUGGAUUUACAGUUAGCAGACAAGGAGCAACGCCUGAACAUGGCCCUAGAUAACAUUAAGUCACUCGAAGAGCUGACGCGUUCAUCGGAUGAACGCAUUCACGAGCUGCAAACCCAGUUGCAACAGGUUUUGACCGAUCGGGCAACUGCGGAUGAGAAAAUUCUAACACUGUCUGAACUAGUGGAUAGCCUCCGUGAGAGCCUUGUUUCUUUGGAAUCAGCGAUGUCCGAUGCCGAAAAACAAUUUCAUUCAACCCUGAGUGACUAUCAAGACCAACAGGAGAAACUUCAAAAAGAAUUAUCCUUUUAUCAAGAAACUGAAUCUGCCUUAAACGACGCCCGUAAAGAAUAUGACACCGUAAAAUGCAAACUUGGAAACUAUAUCGAAGAAUUGUCGAAGGCGAAAGAAGAUUCACAAACGAUCUUGGAAGAGAAUCUUAAACUUAAAGAACGCCUUGGCUGCCUCAAUGAAGAAUACGCGACUUGUGAGCAAUCUUCACGCGUAGCACAAGAAAACGUCUCUACGUUGGAGAGAACAGUCGAUAGUCAACACGCUGAGAUUCAACAGCUAAAUCAGCGUUUGGAAACCUCUUCUGCUGAGCUCACUAACAGCAGGGAGGAAGUGACAAACCUUUCGAAAGAAAUCGAAUCGUUGCGUUGUCAAACGAACUCAUGGAAAAAUCGUUUGAGUGCUUCCGAAGAAAAAUUUCAGCUGGAGUUAACCAAAACGCAACAAGAGCUCAGUUGCGAAAGAGUAGCACACAGUGAAACUAAGGUAUCAGCCAUGGCAGUUUUCAGCGAAAUCAGGAAUAUCCUGGAAAUUCAAGUCAAGGAGUUGCGAGACCAUGCAAUUGUGGCUGAAUGCGAAAACGAUACGAUGGAGAAAGAACGUGAUGGCGAAAGGGAGGUAGUAUGGGAGGAAAAACUCUGCUGGGAACUGUGCAAAGAUCAACUGGAAGCAUGCCUUCAUGUACUUUCAGCCGAAUUGUACAAGGUUCGGAGUACUAUAAAGUCAUUAAAUAAUGAAAAUAAUUCACUCAAAUGUCAAGUGAAUGGAUUGCAAGAAAAUAUAAAUGUCUCUGACUGCCAAAUCAAAUCAUCUAAGCGAGAACUGCAAAACGAAAGAGCGUUACAUAGUGAAACGAAAUCCAACUGGAAACAUUGUAAGGAUCAACUGGAGAAUGAGAAAAAAGAACAUUCGAUUAAUUUGUUGAAAAUUCAGAAUACUUUACUGGUAUUGAGCGGUCAAAAAGCUUCCCUCGAAGCUCAAGUAAGUAACCUAGAAGAAAAUGUAAUUGCGGCAGAACGUCAAAAUGAUACAAUCAAACAAGAAUUGAGUAGUGAAAGGAGUGCUCAUCGUGAAACAAAAUCUAACUGGGAACUUUGCAAGGAGCAAUUAGAAAAUGAUCAGCGUCAACAUUCCGUUGAUCUUUCAAGGGUAAGUUUUUUUUAUUUUAUUAUUUUAAUUUUGUAGACGCCCAAAUAACUGGAUUUGCAAAGCAAUUUGGUUACAAAAGGCCGAAAUCAUGAAUCGAUUCGCGACAAGAACCUUUCACUGGAGCGUCAGCUGGAAUUUGCUGCAAUUGAAAUAUCCACUGUAAGUGUAACUGCUACAAAAACUUUUGAUAUUUGUCAUAAUAACCCAACAUCUUGA
Messenger RNA from Daphnia magna, 2991 nucleotides. Its product is annotated as restin homolog. The record is from RefSeq and is a predicted model, not a curated record. The transcript is spliced from 11 exons. NCBI's taxonomy places the organism in Eukaryota, Metazoa, Arthropoda, Branchiopoda, Diplostraca, Daphniidae.